UUAGACAAGGAUGACAUGACAUCCGAGCAGCAUUCGUGUACAAUUCGUGUAGAAAUCUGAACACCUUGAAGACCUUGAGUUCUUUGACUCGAGUGAUUCUGUUGAAAGGUUGAAACCAGCUCCAGUUUCUCGUUGAAGUUCGAAAUAUAAUCAUGGAUGAUAGAUUUCUAUUUCGAUUCGAUUCAUUCCAUAGGGGGUGGAUAUAAGGCCGAUUGGUCGUAAACUGAUCUGUGAAUCUAUAUAUUUAAAUAUUUAUUUUAUAUUUAUAGAAUAAUGAUGUCGACGCGCGCGCGCGCGGAUAUUACUGAACUGAAAAAGAACGCAGAAGGCAAAAAUAAAGAUAAAAUCUAUUGUAUGUUUUGUUCUUCAAAAAUGCUCAAUGCUGGAGCUGCUAGAUUGAUAAACAUGGAUUUUGCGCUACCUCAUAUCCAUAGCAAAGCAGGGGACAAAGCUAAUCAAUCAGAAACGAUUUCUGCUUACUGGUUAAUAGAAGAUAUGUAUACUUUUGAAAAUAUUGGUGUGUCACACACAGUAGACAAUGUCAAGUAUCUAGCUUGUGCUGAUUGUGAGAGAGGUCCAGUGGGAUGGCAUGAUUUGUCCAGUAAAAAGUCAUAUAUUGCAUCAUGUAGAGUAAAAUAUGAAUGAAUAGAAGUAACAGCUUAUUAAUUAAAUAUAGUUUUAUAAUUUUAUAUAAUAUAUAU
Molecule: messenger RNA, 701 nt
Organism: Cyphomyrmex costatus
Lineage: Eukaryota; Metazoa; Arthropoda; Insecta; Hymenoptera; Formicidae
Gene: strat
Product: RAB interacting factor STRAT
Exons: 2
Coding region: 274-645 (123 amino acids)
Biological process (GO): post-Golgi vesicle-mediated transport; small GTPase-mediated signal transduction
Cellular component (GO): membrane; cytosol
Molecular function (GO): guanyl-nucleotide exchange factor activity; zinc ion binding
Source: RefSeq, a predicted model, not a curated record